Messenger RNA from Nannospalax galili (Upper Galilee mountains blind mole rat), 1078 nucleotides. RefSeq names its product acid phosphatase 1 (gene Acp1). The record is from RefSeq and is a predicted model, not a curated record. Gene Ontology annotation, molecular function: acid phosphatase activity; non-membrane spanning protein tyrosine phosphatase activity. Gene Ontology annotation, cellular component: cytoplasm. Gene Ontology annotation, biological process: protein dephosphorylation. Bases 105 to 590 code for a protein of 161 amino acids. NCBI's taxonomy places the organism in Eukaryota, Metazoa, Chordata, Mammalia, Rodentia, Spalacidae. The transcript has 7 exons.
UCUGGAAGAUGGCCGAGCGUGGGUCCAAGUCGGUGCUGUUCGUGUGUCUGGUUACGAGCACUUAGAUGUCUACUCCAGCUGCCUCCUAUCAUGCUUGACCCACUAUGAUGGACUGUUAUCCCUCUGGAACCAUAAGCCCAAUAAACUCAUCUUUCUGUAACAUUUGCCGGUCACCCAUUGCAGAAGCAGUUUUCAGAAAAUUAGUAACUGAUGGAAACAUUUCAAUUAAUUGGAGGAUAGACAGUGCGGCUACAUCUACCUAUGAAGUGGGGAACCCCCCUGACUAUCGAGGGCAGAGCUGCAUGAAAAAGCAUGGCAUCCCCAUGAAUCACAUUGCUCGGCAGAUUACCAAAGAAGACUUUGCUACAUUUGAUUAUAUACUGUGUAUGGAUGAAAGCAAUCUGAGAGAUUUGAAUAGAAAAAGUAAUCAAGUUAAAAACUGCAGAGCUAAAAUUGAGCUACUUGGGAGCUAUGAUCCACAGAAACAGCUCAUUAUUGAAGAUCCCUAUUAUGGCAAAGACUCUGACUUUGAGCUGGUGUAUCAGCAAUGCCUCAGGUGCUGCAAGGCCUUCCUGGAGAAGACUCACUAGCUGGUCCCACCACCAUCUAGCAACUCAUCCACAGUGUGUACCCAAGGGUGGUGAUGAUCCUUAGCCCCAUGCCCCACCUGUUUUUUCAGCUGACUUAAUGUUUAUCUUAAAAAAUAAUUAUAAGUAGAAAUUAGUUAUAUUUUCAAAAGAAUAAAAAUGAGUAAGACAGUUUGAGGUGUAGUUAAGAUUCUUAGGUUAGUUGAACCUAUCACCUUGCCCUAAUUACAAAAUAGUGGAACAAGAAGAUAGGGAGCAAAACAAAACACAGUAAUAAAGUAAGAGUGACCUGCAGGUCCGUGUCAGCCUCUGAGUCCAGCAAGACCUGGAUACUCUGUUCUACCUGGAGGGGUGCAUGGCCAGCACCCAGGGGUGCCCUGUGCUCACCUUACACCUCUCUGUCCUAAGCUUUCAUAGUGACAGUAACCCCAUCCAUAGCAGCCCUCCACUUAGCACUGGGAGAGUUUUAACUCAGAUACACUCAGGGUGCA